Molecule: messenger RNA, 3724 nt
Organism: Magallana angulata
Lineage: Eukaryota; Metazoa; Mollusca; Bivalvia; Ostreida; Ostreidae
Product: cubilin-like
Exons: 21
Coding region: 811-3588 (925 amino acids)
Cellular component (GO): plasma membrane
Molecular function (GO): protein binding
Source: RefSeq, a predicted model, not a curated record
GUCAGGCAUUUGCUCUGCGAAUGUGUUAGGAGGGAAAAUUGGAAAUUUUGUGAGAGUUGAUAUAAUUAUUAACAUGCAGACAUAGUGCUGUUGCGAGCUGGCUAUAGAGCGAGAGGAUUUUUUCCCAAUAAUUUUCAUUGAUGCAGAAGACGUUUUUUUUUUCUUCCCCUUCUUUCUUCUUCCACCGUAGCUAGCGUAUAUAGGCCUCUCUAAGCCUGUGUUAGUGAUUGAAGUUGACUGUAGCAGAUGUAAGGAAGUAAGUUCUGAAAACAUGCACACACUACGCUAGAAGGAAACUGCGAGCAACUAGAUCAGCAGACGUUUUGUUUGUUAUGUGUUCUGUUUUGACUUGUGAACGGACCUAACUAGACUGCCGAUAAAAAGGAGAAUUGACUAGAUAUUGGAGGGUCUUCACAAACAGUGACAGUUUAUUAUAAACACAACCAUAGGAGAGAUGAAAAUCUAAUGGCCAUAAAAAAGGUGGUGUUUCAUCCAGAUCAACCUUUAACAAGUUGCAAUGGAAUUAAAUAAACAGGCGGGAACUGUUAGAAUCCUGUUGGCAGUCCAAAGUAAUAUAUUUGUCCUUUGUACUUUCAACAUCCAUUGAAAUCAACUGUAAAUAUGACAUCGCAUUGAAUGGAUGUGAUUUAACGCCAUUGUUUGGUCAGAGGAAUUUAAAAACCGAUCAGCAAUAGUAAAUGUUAAAAAGAUGAGCCAUCCACCAUCAACUUUAUGGAAAUAAUGGCGGCCUUGGGAAAUGGUUUCUGAGUUUUCUGGUAGUGUAAUAGCUCCAGUUACAAGUUACAGAGGAUGUUGGAGCGGCGGGGACUACUUGUGGCUGGAGGGUACCUUCUCUUCCUACUGAUCACAUCCAGGGCAGACUACAACAGAGAUUGCAAACACUUCUUUAACAGCACAACAGCCAACAAGAGUGGGACCUUCAACUCGAGUUCCUGGCCGGGCCUGUACCCCCUGAACUCGCACUGUAUGUACUACUUUGUGGGGCUCCAGAACGAGCGAGUCGAGCUGAACAUCACAGACUUCCAACUACAAGGUGUCUACCCCCAGUGUCAGUUUGAUUACCUGGAUAUCUAUGCCGACCUACUUACACUGGAGCCCGAGGCACAGAUAUCCUCCCGCCUUUUGGGACGUUUUUGUGGCGACCGUAUCGAUAUCCUACCCACACACAUCAUUUCCACCGCCAACAUUAUCCUGGUGGAGUUUCACUCGGACAGCCACAGAUCUGCGCGUGGUUUCUACGGCUCCUUCAGAUUCCUUGAUGGAUCAAUUUAUGAAAUUGGAACCAAAUCCCCAAAUCAAUAUUGCCAGUUCACAAUAGAAAGCAUUUACGAGAAGAAAGGCCAAAUCCUAUCCCCUACGUACCCCGGAGUGUAUCCAGACAACCUUAAUUGUUCAUAUGGAUUACACGGAGUGGCAGGGGAGAGAAUCCAGAUCAGCUUUAAUGACUUCUCCCUAUUUCAUGGAGGGGACUACUGUCCCUACGAUUCACUGACUGUGUACGAUGGACCUACCCGUCAUGCUCCAGUUCUUGGCAAAUUCUGCGGUGAGCACGGCCCAGUGACUUUCUUCUCCUCUGGAGAGCACCUAUAUUUAGAGUUUAUAACUAGGACUGGGCGGAUGGGACUAGCCAACGACCCUUACGAUUCCAGCGUUGAUUAUAAAUUCAACAGAAGAGGAUUUAAUGUGUCUUUCUCUUUCCGACAAGACCUCAUCAAUAUGGAUAAGCCAGCUGAGUCUCAAAAUAUGUACCACAUCAGAGGAACAGCCUGUGAUAUGAGAGUAAUCAGCAAUAGUUCCAGGAACGGGACCAUUAAUUCCCCAAGGUACCCCAAAAACUUCCCUGUCAAUAUCACCUGUAUUUAUUACAUCGACGGACACUACAGCCAAGACCGGCUGGAAAAAGUCAAGAUCAAAUUCACCGAUUUCUCCAUUCCUGGCAGCAUGCCCGACUGUAACUCUGGCUAUGUGGCCAUUGACGAGGAAGGACGACCGGACGCACGGGUAUUCAAGGAGCGUUACUGUGGGCCGUACCUCCCCCCGGACACCAGCAGCAAAAACUCUAGACUGGUCCUCAUCUUCAACACGGACAACGCUAGAGAGAGUCGGGGAUUCAGUGCUUUCUACGAGUUUAUACCAGACUACGGAAUUCCAGGAGAAAAUGUAGAGGAGGGGAAGUGUACAUAUUUAUACGCAAGCAAAUCUAGCAAGUCUGGCACGUUUAAUUCCCCACAUCACCCACUCCGCUAUCCAGACAACACGCAUUGUAGAUAUAUAUUCCGUCCAGAGCCAGGGGAGCGAAUUCUCAUCUCAUUUUAUACCUUCUUCCUGGGGGAGAAAGAUACAGCAUGUGAUAACAACGAUUUUCUAGAAAUAUUUCAUUCCGGUAGAACAGCCGGGGACAGCUACUCAGUGAAACACUGUGGCAGACGUUUUCCGGGUCCCAUUCUGGCGCACAAACAGCUAGAAAUUCAAUUCAUUUCCCGGCGGAACUCCAAAAAUAGCACAGGGUUUGAAGCCCGAUUUGAAUUUGUUCAUCCUGAUUCACUUAAUACAGAUUGCGGGGGUAGGGUGCACAGUUAUGGUACCGGGGGAAUCAUCGUCAGCCCUGGCUUCCCGGAGAAGUACAGCAGCAGGACCUACUGCCGCUGGACCAUCAAGGCCAGCUCUCCAUUCAAUGAUAUCCUCAUCUAUUUCUUUGCCUUCCAGACAGAAGGCACAGUUUCAAGAGAAGAAACCACAUCCAACUAUGGUUGUCAAAAUGCAGUAUUACGGUUAUAUCGGGGGAACGCCCGGUACCCGACUAUGUAUGUGGAGGCUCCCGAGGAGAAAUGUGGCAAACUCGACGGGGAACCCUUCCUCUCAAACAAUGACACGUUUGAAUUAGAAUUUUUAACUUCAAGCAGAGCUCUUGGUGCCAAAGGAUUCAAAAUCACAUGGACGGAGGUGCAUAAAGAAGGAGUGAGCUGUGAUUUCUUCCGUUGCUCAAAAAGUGAAUACUGCAUCCACAGCGAGUUGGCCUGUAACCAGGUCCCAAACUGUGGAAGGGGGGACAACUCAGACGAAGAGGAGGGAUGUCCGACGCCAUUCCCUAAGCGCGGGGAAUCUGCUGCAGGUCCGGCUGUUUCCAAGUUCGACAUUCUCCAUAUUGCUAUUGGAGCGUCCAUUUCCUCUUUCUUCUGCAUCGUUCUGGUGAUCUGCGGCCUAUAUCACAGGCGGCGACUUAGUCCGGAACAGAUCCGGACGCGUCGGCGCGCAUUUCCCCCGGAACAAGACACGGUGGAAGUGAGAUACGUUGCGGCAGAUUCCUCGUGCAACACCACUGAUCGUCUGCUGCAGUUAGAUCACGUGGGGCUAAACGAAAACGGCAAGGCGGCCGUGACGUCACCUCUAACGCCCAAUCAAAACAAAAAGUGUUUACCAGACUCUGCGGUGACCACACCCUGUGAAUCCCCUCCCCCGUUCAGUCUCAAAAAGCAGCCCAGUGAAGGGGAACAAGCCAUAAAGACUGUUGAUACAGCUAAUCACAAACCACAGACUCCAAGAAUUCAGAAAGUUUCUAUAGUUUAGCAACACCCCCACUCCCCACUUCCCCCCCUCAGGAAUGCAUUCCCUAUCCAAGUGUGUCUCCGCAUUCGUAAAUGUAUAGCUGUGUCAUUUUCACCAUAGCUGCUAUAAUGUAGUACUCUUUGACGACCCCCCCCCC